GCGAGUUCCUCCUUGACUGGAAACUCAUUUCUUUAGACCUUGAUUUUGUAUCGGCCUUUAUCGGAAAUUAUGGCGACUUCUGAUUUCGCCUAUGACUUUGUAGAGGAUCAGACCUCACCAAGAUUGCGGCAGAAGGAACACGAGGAUUGGCUCAUAACAUCCAGCUUGGAGCCACUUCGUGAUGGUCUGGAAGAUUGCAACUUUCAGCACCUGCUCCAAGAAUUUGCGGCAGAACACGCUGGUGACUUCAUGGCCUUGUGGCCUGAUGGCUCCCACCCUCUGCUUUGGACUUUGCGACACCAAGAGUACACCAACAUCUUUGAAUCGCAACUGGAGAAUACCUUGGCAGAGAUUGGGAUGACAAGGGAGAGCUUUCAGUCCACCAUGCAGCAUUUGCAUGAAGUGAGGGAAACUCUUGGAGACACUGCAGAAAACUUGGACUCUUUCCUCACCAGCCUUACAGCUGCUGCUGACUAUGAUACCUUCUUGAAGGUGAUGCUGAAUGAAAUGAUCAGACAACAGGAAGCUGGUAUUCUUGCCGCUGCACCUGGCAGUCAGCAGAUCCAGGUCACUGUGCCGGAGGGGCUGAGUAUUGAUGCUGAUUACCGAAGGGGCUACCCACCGACGAUGCAGACCAUGCCCGUGGAGUAUCAAGGAUACACCUAUCAAGUUCCGAUUCCAUCGGGAUACGGUCCUGGUGCAUCCUUCAACGUCACGGUGGCCAUGCCCUGCCUGAGUUAGGCUAUGAAGACGACAUUUUUGCCAAACAAUUGUGAAGGUCUUCGGCUACAACGUCGGCCACGAAGCCGUUCCAAUGGUGAUUUUGCGGCGACUCUUGAGCUGUGUGAACUCCAUGAGUUGAGCAGGAUCCUGGGUUGAUUGGGCCUGGGAUUCAUCAGCGACGGCUUUUGAAAAAGUCCAUUGCUACCAGCUUUUACAAGCUUUUGCAAUGAAAAGAAUCUUUCAAGUCCUUUUACAGCGUUAGAUGACAUCCGUUUGAGCACGUCCCCCAAAAACCCUUG
This is a messenger RNA of Durusdinium trenchii, 1022 nucleotides long. The record is from the annotation of a GenBank genome assembly. Lineage: Eukaryota; Dinophyceae; Suessiales; Symbiodiniaceae.